AGAGAGCCAAAAGAAUCAGAAAAGUGAAAAGAAGGUAGGGCAAACAAGGAGGCCUUCGCAGUUCAAUCCGUAGAUUCUUCCUCUUCUACAAUCUUCUCCGUCUAUAUUUGCUGAAACAUUCAAUCACAUCUCUAGCUCUCUCUCUCUCUCUCUCUCUCUCUCUCUGCAGAUCGAUUUGCAUUUUCGGGGAUGUCGAAAAUGAAGCUGGACCGCAAGCCUCCGCUCGCCAGAUCUCCGGCCCGCCUUCGUCCCCGUCGUGUCCUCCGAUCGAGCGCGAGCGCGAUGAGAUCUUUGCAGACCCCUCCAGGAUCUUUGACGAAAUCGCAAAAACUGAGCCGCGCGUGGGACAUCGAUGAAUCGGAGCUCCGGCCCGAGUACCGCUCCAUCUCGUGCGAGCUCCGCGCGCUGACGGAGAUGGUCCGCGAUGAGCUCAGCAACACGGAUCCCGCUGACUCCUUCUUCACCAACAGCUUAGGGGCCAACACGGUCUCCGUGUUCGAGAGAGGGAGAUUCUACGACGUGUACUGCGCGAGGAGGAACGAGAGGUUGAAGAGGAAGAAAGGCGGCGAGUCGGGAGAGGAAAAGAAGUCCGCUUACGGCCUCGGCGUCACGGUCGAGCCGGCGAAGAGGAGGGAAGGGAAGAAGCUGGAGAGCCUGAGGAAAUCGGUCUGUGCGGCUUACUCCAUGGAGAGGAAAGAGGGGACUCCGGCUCCGAGGUACUUGCUCAGGAGCAGCACGAAGGAGAACAAGAAGCCUCCCCUGGCAGUUAACUAUGAGAAGUCUGCCGUCGGUGAGCGAAGGAUUGGAGCUCGGAGAGCGAAGAAAAACUGAGGAUCCAAAUGAUUGAGAAGGAUUAGAGGUUUUUGAUUCGAACUGGGUUUUGAAAUUCCUCUUGGGAUGAAAGUUUGGCUGUCUAUAAGAUUUUGAUUGUGAGCGUGCGUGAACAUUACUCUGGGGAUUGUUCGGCUACAUCAGUUCGGCAAAUGUGUAAAGCGUUUGUGGAGUGGAAUCUUUAGUUUUCAAAGCAAAUAACGUUUUGUCCAGUGUAA
Rhodamnia argentea is the source of this 1049-nucleotide messenger RNA. RefSeq lists its product as uncharacterized. The transcript has 2 exons. NCBI's taxonomy places the organism in Eukaryota, Viridiplantae, Streptophyta, Magnoliopsida, Myrtales, Myrtaceae. The record is from RefSeq and is a predicted model, not a curated record. Bases 190 to 831 code for a protein of 213 amino acids.